AUGGCUAGUAAACUUUUCCCUCUCGUAUUCGUUUAUAUGGCACUCUGUUGUUGGGCAGAAAACAACGGAAGGUAAGUUAAGAUUUCACUCGUAUGACAUGUGAAUGACGCCUGCUCUUGAGAUCUACAGACAACUUUGUCCGCUUUGUGCUAAGUGUACUGUUGUAGCUAAUUGCAGGUCUAAGUAGGUCAAGUAUUGUCCAAAUCUUCGUUUACCUUAACACAUAAUAAACGAAGUGGGCGUUCAUGAUCAGAAUAGCGUUGUUCACAAACUCCAUAUUUAUUAACAUGAUAAUUUCCUAUCGUACUACAUGUAACUUGCUCUUUUAGUCGAUGGAACCACACAACUGUGAACGGAAACUUUUCGUAGUCAUUCAGAACAGUGAGGAAUGUACUAUUAGGAAAAUGGUCGAGUGGAUGAAGGCUAAAGCGAAAAAGGACAAAAAAAAACUCUCCUCAUACUAGUAAGAAAUAAAUAUGCCCGCACAGUUUGGGAAAAAAAUACAGACAAAUUACUGUUGUUUCCACAUAACUUAAUCUCCAGGGCACAAUCUUGUUUAUUAUAAUAGAUGUGACUUUUCUUCAUUUCGUUCACUGUCUUAGGAAUCCUCCAAAAAUAUUUACUAAAGAUGGCAGCCUGGUUUUAAAAGCUGGUGAAGAAGGUGAUAUCAUUUUUGAACCAGGUCAGGGAAAACAAGUCUUCAUUGGGAAAAAUGCACUGGUAAGUAAUGAUCUUUCUCUUGGUAACCUUAGAUUUUUGCCGUCCUACUUUAGUAGCUAAUCUAUCUGAGUACUUAUAAUUUUUUUUGUCAUCUUUUGGUAGAAUAUGUCUGGAGUCUCUGAUGCUAAAGGAGAGGUAUUUUGACAAUUUUACUCCAAAAUUUGGUGUUUUUUAAUAAUGAAUAAUGACUUCAAUUACAUAAGAUUAGCAGUAUAGUAUUAUUACUAACUCAAAACUGUUUGAAUUUUUAAGAAAGGGGAUCAAGGAGGUCAAGGACCUGUGAGUAACAGAAUUCAUUAAAACUAUAACUUGAUUUUAAAAUUAAUUUCUUCAUGUCCAAUGAUUAGUUAGUGACACUCAUUAUUCCAAAAUAAGUGUUAAUUACAGAAAACGUUUGAAAGUCUAAAAAGUGGAAAAACAUCACAUCAUUGUGUAAAUUAAUAUUAAUAGUAGUCACUUAAAUUAUUCAUUGUGGUAUAAUUUUCUCAACUGUAGGCAGGUGGUAAAGGGGAAAAAGGAGAAACAGGGCCACCAGGACAAACAACAUUUAUGGUAAUCAUCAUCAUUAUUGUCAAUGUCAUCAAUCACAUUGUAUGGUUGAUUUUUAACACUGGAAACUGUUAAUGGUUUGGAUUGCAUAACAACAGAUCCCUUCACAAGUUUGCAUGUCUUUAUAACUCAGAAUGAAACUGCAAACAUGACUGGACUUCCUGGACAAAAAGGAGAACAGGGAGACCAGGGAAUAAAAGGCAAGACAGGAAAUCCAGGUCUAAAUGGGACCAAAGGGCAGGUAAUGGAUCAAUUUUAUACCACCUCAGUUUACAAAAAUUGUAAAUUGAAUAUAUCAAACUGUUUGUUGACAAAAAAGAAAAUAGAAAUAUUUGGGGUUAGAUUCAAUCAAUGUCUCAACAGAAUUAGUGUGAUUCACUAUCUACUUGUAUUUAAUGCACCCCUUAUGACUUUAUGUUUCUGGUUUUUUCUUUUUAAUAAUUUAAAUUUUUCUACCCAGAAAGGUGAACCAGGCAUUCAAGGAGUACCAGGGAAGGUAUAAGGUUUACUUCAUGCAAAAUUGUUGAUUUUAAUUUUUUAUUUAAUUAAAAGUUCUCCUAACUUGCAUGCAGGGAAAUGUAAUGCAAACACUAAUAAGAGUGGUGUGUUGACGUGGUGUGAACAUGAAAAAUCAUCUGGAAGUAAACUGUUGGUAUAUACACUUUUUGGAUAGAAUGGGUCUGAUGGGAUUCAGGGUCCUACUGGUGCAAAAGGAACAAAAGGAGAACCUGGACAGCAAGGCCCACCAGGGUCAUUAUUGAACACCUCGAAUCAGACCACUUUGAGGUAGGUCCUUUUACUGAUAAGUGUGGAUGAAAUAUCAUAACAACAUAAUUAUUAGUCUUUAUUAUUCUCUGGUGGAACCAUGUGAUGUUUGUUGUCUCUGUAUCCUUUUCAGAUGUGAAAAUGCAAGUGAUCAUGGCUCAGUUAGGUUUAUAUCAGGAUUUCUUCAGGUAGUUACUGAAUGUUUUGUCAUUAACUCAAAAUAACAAAUAAUCUGAUUUAUAAAUUGAUGGGUCCAGUCAAGUAGUUGCAGACCAUAAGAGAUUUAGGUGAAUAGAACAUGAAUUUUUUUUUAAUGUUUUUUUUUUUAAUUACCAGUACCGGUACUUCGUCUUGGCCAAAAAAUUAAACAGCAUCCAUGAUUGUAUGAUUAAAAUUAGGAAUAUAUAUCUGUCAUAAAAGGUUAAUUACAGAAUAUUUCUGAAAGUGAAGUAAGUGUAGUGACCUCUUAAGGACAAAAUAUAAUUUGGCAAAAUUCACUAACAAUCACUCAAACAUGCUGUAGGUUUGCACUAAACUAGGCUGGCAGAAGCUGGUAUAUCAGGGAGGUGUGUGUGAAGGGCUGAAUGUACCACAGAUAAACCAUGAAGCUUUUAAAAGCUCAACAUUUGGCCUGCUGUUACAGUUUAAUGGAAAUCUGGAUGUAAAUCUCAGUCCUAACACAACCUUAAAUAAUAUCACUACAGGUAAAUCUAAUGGUAAAAACAUAUCCUUCAAUUCUGUGCAGUAAGAUGUAAGUUGUGAAGACCUUACAUGACUCUUCAGUGAUUAGAACCCAGGAAGCGCAUAAAGAGGUGUUUGCUAGCAAGUGUAAUAGAUACUAUGUAAGUUCUGUUACAUUGCAAAUGUUCUCUACUUUUGUUAAAAUAACUGACUUCCUAAGAGUGACUGGCUUAUAACUUCUCCUUACAAUAUCACCCUUGAAUCACCAAUUUAAGCAGCUUCUGAUUGUCAAACAACUUCUCCUUGACAGAACCAUAAGAAAUGUAAAGAGAUCAGUGUGAAGAAUAUGAAUACUAAAUUAAUGACAAUGUGAAAGGUUUAGUAAUCAACAUACAAAAAAAUGCAAAAUGGUAAUGGAUUUCAAUUAAAAUAAAAAAAUUAAUAUGGAAUUACUGUAACACAUAAUUUAGGAUAAAGACAUCUAUAUCUCUGAUCUUAGAGUACCUAGGUAAUGCUGGAGGGCAAAACAUCACUCAAUAUAUCACCAGUGUAAUGGGUCAAGCAGUAUGGCUCAAAGGCCUGGAAUACAUCAAUUUGCAUGGCAUCCCAGUGGAUUUCUGGAGUGGUGAUGAAUGGUCUGUUAUGGCCUUACUUAGGUCUCAUGAUGAUGGCAUUCUAGGAAGUAACAAAGAUGUUCUUGUACUUGGAGAUGGGGUACCAGCAAACAAUAAGGGCUUUCACCUCGGAUUGCGAGGAAAGGUAUAAUCUGACAGCCACAGACCUCUUUUGCAACAGCAAAGUAGCUUUUGACUGAAACCUCUAUUGUUUUUUUCUCAUGUUGAUGUUAUGCCAAGUGGGCAAAGAUACAUGAAUAAAAAAGAACCAUAACUAGUAGGCUCACCAUGAAAGAUAUCCAUGAAUUAACCCUCAAUAUAAAUAAUGUUUGUUUUAAAAUUGCCAUUAGAAAGCUUCUCUGUGUAAAAUGAUGACCAAGAGGAAGGUUUCACAUUCCUUUACUAUUUGCUUUGUGACUUAAAUUUGCCCAAUUGAAAAAAAAAUGUAUUUUUUUCUUUUGUUAAUGGAUUGCACUCUCCAGAAAGUUGUGUAUGGAUUCUAUUCAAAUGACCUUAAGGGAAAAGAUGCACUUGAAUAUGGAAGAUGGUACCACAUCACAUGGACUUGGACUAAAGCUAAUGGAAUACGGUGAGAUAGAUGCUUUAUGCUCACUUUAUAAACACUUUGUCAUUUGACCACCAGUUGUUCUCUUCCUUCCUUUCCUCUUUCCUCUUUUUUAGUAUGCUGGGCUGUGCAGCUUUUCUGGCCCCUACUUUUACAUUGGGCGAGGCCCUCAUGGCAGAAUUUUCUUUACAGGAAUUCUUUUCAUUAAAAGCAAGCGAGAGCCAUACUGGUCAAUUGAUAAUUAUUUAUAUUUGUUUGUUAUACCAUAAAGUCCUCAUCAAAUCUACAAGAAAAGGUACACCAAUCUUUUUAAUCUCCACAGAAAAAUAUUUGUUGAUGGUAAAAUGGAAAACUCUGCAAAAGGGACAAGUACCUAUAAUGGAUUGAGUGGAAAAACUCAAAUUGGAACAUGGUGGAGUGGAAAUAAUGGAUUGAAAACCAAUGUAGAGAUUGACAAUCUCUAUAUAAUUGACAAAGCAAUUCAGUACUCUCCUACAGACCAGCAGCUGUGUUAUGCAAGGGCAAUCAACCUGAACAUGCCGUAGAACUCUGAAUGCCAAAUAGCAUCAAAGAUGAAAAAGGUGUAAGAAAAAAUUAGUGAGUUCAGUCAUCACUUUUC
Pocillopora meandrina is the source of this 4513-nucleotide messenger RNA. NCBI's taxonomy places the organism in Eukaryota, Metazoa, Cnidaria, Anthozoa, Scleractinia, Pocilloporidae. The record is from the annotation of a GenBank genome assembly.